Phaeodactylum tricornutum CCAP 1055/1 is the source of this 699-nucleotide messenger RNA. RefSeq lists its product with no specific name. Gene Ontology annotation, biological process: tRNA processing. The annotation marks the transcript as partial. The transcript has a single exon. Gene Ontology annotation, molecular function: flavin adenine dinucleotide binding; tRNA dihydrouridine synthase activity. NCBI's taxonomy places the organism in Eukaryota, Bacillariophyta, Bacillariophyceae, Surirellales, Neidiaceae. The record is from RefSeq and is a predicted model, not a curated record.
UACGUCUUGGCGCCCAUGGUGGAUCAGUCCGAUUUGCCCUUUCGUUUGCUCUGUCGUUCCUACGGCACCAAUUUGUGCUUUACGCCCAUGAUACACGCCCGCUUGUUCACUACCAACGUAGAGUACCGUCGCAAGUUUACACUACAAUACGGACCGCCGCAGGAUCGUCCCCUCAUUGCCCAAAUAUGCGGUGGCGACGUCCAAGCCGUGGUCGCCUGCGCCCUCGCCAUGCAACCCUACUGCGACGGCAUCGACAUUAACUGCGGCUGUCCCCAGAAUAUUGCCAAACGGGGCAAUUACGGAGCCUUUCUGCUGGAACAAGAAGACGUACUCCUACCCUUGGUACAUACCCUACUCCAACACUUGUCCGUCCCACUCUCGGUCAAGGUACGACUCCUCCCCGCCGAAACUCGUCAGGCCUCUCUGGAAGCUUCCCUCCGACUCUACACCAAACUAGUCGACGCCGGGGUACACUUGCUCACUAUUCACGGCCGUACCCGUCACCACAAAGGUCCGCUCACCGGGGCCGCCGACUGGGACGCCAUUCGCGUCGUCGUCGACCGCCUCGGCCAACGGAUACCCAUCUUUGCCAACGGCGGCGUCGCCUCGCUCCGCGACGCCCAAGCGUGCCUCGCAACGACCCACGCCGACGGCGUCAUGAGCAGCGAAGCCCUGCUCGAGUACCCCGCGCUCUUUGCC